GGAAUGAAUGAGCAUAGUCUCUUCUCUUUUAUAUUCUCUCUUUCUCAAAAUUCCUGAUGAUGAUUCAAAAAACAUAUAAAAACAAACCGAUGAGAAAAAAUUAGCGGCAAAAUCUCCAAAAAUGGUGAAUCAGUCAUCCUCCUCUUCCUAUCCAAUCCUCUGUGCCUCCUUCAAUCAGGAUAACAGUUGCUUUGCAAUUGCGACGAGGGAUGGAAUCAAAAUAUUUGAUGCCAAUAGUGGGAGGCUGUGUUAUGAACGAGCUAUUGGAGCAUUUGUCAUUGUGGAAAUGCUUUAUGCCUCAAGUCUUCUUGCCAUUGUCGGAGCUGGUGAACAGGCAUCUCUAUCCCCACGACGUCUAUGUUUAUUCAAUAUUACAACUGGAAAUGCUCUUCGAGACCUAAAUUUCUUAACUUCAAUCCUUGCUGUUCGUGUUAAUAGGAAAAGAUUGGUUGUUACUUUGCAAGAAAAGACAUACAUAUAUGACAUAAACAGCCUUGAUAUCUUGGACACAAUAGAUACAGUGCCAAAUUUUAAAGGACUUUGUGCAUUUUCCCCAAGUUUGGAUGGGUGCUUUUUGGCUCUUCCAGCGAGUGCAACGAAAGGAUCUGUAUUAGUCUACAAUGUCAUGGAACACCAUUCUCACUGUGAGAUAGAUGCUCAUCGCUCACCGCUGACUGCGAUGGUUCUUUCUUCAAAUGGAAUGUACAUAGCAACGGCAUCUGAACAGGGAACCAUAAUCAGAGUUCACCUUGUUUCAGAUGCGACUAAGCAGUCAUAUAGCUUCCGAAGGGGGACAUACCCAUCAACUAUAUUUUCGUUGUCAUUUGGGCCAUCCAUGCAACUUCCAGAUAUUCUUGUAGCCACAAGUUCUUCAGGUUCUGUUCAUGCUUUCCCUCUAGGAUUCGCUUUAAAUCAAAGAAGCAGAAGACCAAGUAGUUUUCUUGGGUCUAUAAUCCCAGAAUCUGUUAAUGAUGCAUCGGCUCAUCAUCAUGUACUCCAUAAUGCUUCUCCAGCACGAGUUAAAAGUUAUGCAGUGAUUCGCAAGGUAGAUAAAGUUGCAGAAUCAUCUAUGUCUGAAUCUGCGGCAUACAGAGCCACUAUAUCCCUCAUCACCUACAGCGGGUACUUUCUGGAGUACAGUUUAAGUAUCAACCAUCAGAACGAGUCAUCAUGGAUAUUGGAGCGUGAAUUCAAUCUUUUAACCGUGAUCUCUGAAUGCGUCAACUCAUGAUCAGGUCAUUGAUUCAUUUGUUUUCUCAUCAAUAGCAGCUCGUCCUUUAAGUAAGCAAGCACAUCGCCUAGCACUGCAUAGAUAGAGGCCCCACUAAUAUAUUGAUUAAUGUUAGGGUGAUUAUAUUUGAGUAUUGUACUCAGGUACGAAAAUAUUUAUAGUGUUCUAUUUAAAUUCAAAAUGUUAAUGAAAAAGUAGUCUUAAUCUUGA
Messenger RNA from Camellia sinensis, 1441 nucleotides. Lineage: Eukaryota; Viridiplantae; Streptophyta; Magnoliopsida; Ericales; Theaceae. The record is from RefSeq and is a predicted model, not a curated record.